This is a messenger RNA of Cydia strobilella, 5172 nucleotides long. RefSeq names its product EP300-interacting inhibitor of differentiation 3 (gene Nse4). Gene Ontology annotation, cellular component: Smc5-Smc6 complex; nucleus. NCBI's taxonomy places the organism in Eukaryota, Metazoa, Arthropoda, Insecta, Lepidoptera, Tortricidae. The transcript is spliced from 7 exons. Gene Ontology annotation, biological process: DNA repair. The record is from RefSeq and is a predicted model, not a curated record. Bases 58 to 981 code for a protein of 307 amino acids.
GGCUGCCCGCCAUUGUUGGUAUCAAAAUAAAACUUGAAACAAUUUUGAAGUUUGAAGAUGAGCAAGAGAAAGGACAAGAGCUCCUCCGGGCCAAGCCCGAGCUCGAGCUCGUCGAUGACGACGCGGAGCAGGAUGAGCAUCGACAGAAAAGUGCAGUAUCGAAAUUUCCUUGAAGGGUUUUCAAAACUCGAACUGGAAGGUGCCAGCAUGGAUGAGAAGAUGGAGUACACAACCAACGUCAUCAAGGAGGCCAAUGAGCUGCUGCAGCAGGGCUCCAUGGAGGACCGAGUCAAGAAUCCAACUGAGAGCUUCCUAGCGUCGCGGGUGCUCCGCGCGGCCAGCCAGAUGGCGGCCACGUGCGCCGCCGGCGUGUCCGGCGCCGUGCACGUGUACGAGCGCCGCGACCUCGCCGCCCAUAUUAAAGAGAAGCCUGAAUUUUGGAACGUGUCAUUCCCGCUGGAGGCUCCGGCGACUUGCUCGCUGUUCGGGGCCUUCGACGCCGCGCCGCCGGAGGAGCGCCCGCGCGCCGAGCGCAGGCGCGUGGAGCGGCAGGCGCUGGCCGAGAAGAAGGCCCCCGCUAAUGUAGACAAAAUGGACAAGACAGAGGAGGGCGCAGAAAUGGUGGCUCGCGUGAAGCGUUUCGUGACCAAAACCUACCAACGUACAGGCGGACCGCUCAGCUACUUCCAUACUGUCCUUGAUCCGGGGAGCUUCGCACGAUCUGUGGAGAACAUCUACCACCUCUCAUUUCUGGUCAGAGAGGGCGCUGUGUCCUGCUAUGUCGAUGAAGAUCACGGGUUGCCGUUCAUAGCGCCGCUGAGUGAGCACGAGCGAGGCGCGGGGGGCGGGGGCGCCGGGGGGGGCGGGGGCGGGGACCUCGCCCAGGAGAACCAGUUCAUAAUCAGUCUAGACAUGCAGCGGUGGCAGGAACUGAUAAAGGCGUUCAACAUCAAACAGCCGAUGAUGGUGCUCAAGCGAUAGUGACCAGUGUGUGUGAGCGAGAACGCUUAUCACGUUUAUGUCCCACUCGCACACCGAAGUGAUGUAGGUAUCGGCAUCCAAUGUGAAGAUCGCCGUAGGCAUUUGUGGCUUUCCAUCACAGAAGGGUCCUUAUGAUUCAUGUGCAAUAUGGACCACUCCAUCAGAAAUUACAACAGCAAUGGUGUAUUUGACUGUAUUUGAAAUAAUUGGGGCAUUUUCUAUGAAAAGGAAGGGACCUUAUUGUCGAUGGCGCUUACGCCGCACAGCGUCGCGCGGCAUUGUAUUUAUAUCGGAGCAUCGUUAAUAAUGGCGUAAGCACCAUCGACAAUAAGGUCCCUUUUUAUAGAAAAUACCACAAAUCAUUUUUCAACAUGCAUGAAAUAAAGCACCAGAAGAUUAAUAGACAAACGUAGACAGCAGUUAUUUUUAGACACAAUUUCAAGAGUUGCAGGAGAUGGUAACUAGAAUGCAUGGAUCUUUUGAAAGGAAAGGAAUGAAAAUAAAUGUAAGUAAGACGAAAGUUAUGGUAUUUGAAAAGGAGGAAUAUAUGACAAACUGUGAAAUUUUGAUUGGUCAAGAAAGAGUAGAACAAGUGAAAGAGUUUGUGUAUCUGGGAACAUUAUUCACUAGGAACGGUAAGCAUGAUAAAGAUAUUGAAAGGAGAGUGAGUGCUGGAAAUCGCGUGAAUGGGGCACUUAACGCUUUUAUGAGCAGCCAGAAGGUGUCGCAAAAGGCACGGUUGGCUGUGCAUAGAGGGGUGCUGGUGCCUACACUUAUGUAUGGUAGCGAAAGUUGGGUAUGGCAGAAGAGGCAUCAGAGCCAAGUGAAUGCAGUAGAAAUGAGAGCGUUGAGAAGUGUGUGUGGUGUGAGAUUACAAGAUAGAAUUAGGAACAGUGUGAUAAGGAAAAAGUGUGGACUGAGCGAAGAUGUAGUGACAAAAAUUGAGAAAGGUAUGUUGAGAUGGUUUGGACACGUGGAAAGAAUGAGUGAAAGAAGGCUAACAAAGAGAGUGUAUAAGGGAGAGGUAGAAACGGGAGUUGGAAGGGGCAGAUCUCGGCGGACUUUCUCUGAUCAGAUCGGGGAAAUCCUGAAGAAAGGCCAGGUCAAGAGCACCCUAAACCGGCGAGCGUGUAUGAGGAAUGUUAUGAAAGUGAAGGAAGCGAAAGAGGUAUGUCAGGAUCGUAGCAAGUGGAAAUCCGUGGUCUCUGCCUACCCCUCCGGGAAAUAGGCGUGAUUAUAUGUAUGUAUGUAUGUAUGUACAAUUUCUAUUUUAAAACCCGUAUAAAACUAUAAAGAGUAGGUAAUUUGAUUGUGACGUCACAUGUUGUGUUUCAUAUAAGUUCCAUAGUAGCAAAAUCGUUUUGACAGUUCGAAAAAAGAGACUGAUUUGAAUAGCAGUUAAUUAAUGGAAAGCCACAUUUAUUGUAUGGUUAUUUGAAUAGUUAGGAUCAUCCUCAAUAAAUGUGCCAUUUUCAACCAAAAGGGUACUUAUGGUCGCUUGUCAGUAAGGCGCUAUUGCCAUAUAUAUUCAAUUUGAAAUCAACCUUAUCGACACCCGACAAUGUGGUGCCUUUUGAUUGAAAACGUCACAAAUAGACUACACUAUACUCUGGCGCACAGCCAGUUUAUCAGUAGAAAAAGGAGGCAAAUUAAAAAAAUGUACGCGCAAAAGUUCGAAUUCCUAUAGAAAAUUUGAAUUUCGCGCUUUUACCUACUGACAAGUUGGAUGUGUUUCAGUAUAUACAGAGUGGCUAAAAAAUAAGUGCAUUCGUUGCCAGGGAGGUUUUGGGAUUAUACUGAGCAACUUUUACUAUGGGACCAACCCCGAAAUUGCGAAAAAAAAAGUACCCUCCCAUAGAAAUUAGACCAGCCAAAAUGAAUGAAAAAGCCAAAUUUUUUUUGCGAUUUCGGGGUUGGUCCCAUAGUAAAAGUUGCUCAGUAUAAUCCCAAAACCUCCCUGGCAAUGAAUGCACUUAUUUUUUAGCUACUGUGUAUAUGUAGCGUUCCAUGCCUAAGGGGUCCAUAAGAUGGAAAGCCACAUAUGUGCCAUUUUCAACCAAAAGGGUACUUAUUGUCGCUUGUCAGUAAGGUGCUAUUCCCAUAUAGCUUCAAUUAGAAAUCAACCUUAUCAACAAGCGACAAUGUGGUACCUUUUGGCUGAAAACGUCACAUAUUAAGUAUUGUACGUUACCAAAUAACAAAUGUGACAUUAUUAGCCAAAAGGCGUUAUGGUUGCCAAUUGUAACACCCAUUUCAUCUUUGCCUUUAUGUCAGAAGCGUCUUUUGGUUGAGAACGACACAAACUAUCUAGAAAAUGGAAAGUUUGGUUAUUGUUAGCACUGAAUUGAAUUGUGCAAUUUUGGAUUUUGGUCGUCUGUUGAUAACUGGUGAUUAUAUUGAUAGUUAUUACUUAAUUAAUUGCGCCAAAGAUGAGCAAAUAAAUGUGGCAUUUUCUAUGAAAAGGGACCUUAUUUUCGAUGGCGCUUACGUCGCACAGCGUCGCGCGGCAUUGUAUUUAUUUCGCAGCAUCGUUUAUAAUGGCGUAAGCGCCAUCGACAAUAUGGUCCCUUUUUAUAGAAAAUACCACAAAUCGAGAGAUUUAACCUCUUUCCUAAAAUUCCUUUGUAGCAUAGAGAAAUAUAAGUAAAGAAAGAGUGGUAACUCCAUACAUCAGUUUUCUUACCAAAACGCGUUAUUUCAAGUAGCGGAUUUAAUUAUCAGUACUGCUAGUUGACAAUAGAUGUCGUGACGAACUGAAAGUCUAAUGCUCAACGAUUUUCAGCUAAUAUUAUAACCGGAUUAACCGGAACUCUAUUUUUCAACUGCUUGUAAUAUUAGUUGUAAAUUGUUAAAUACACUUCGUCAGUCGCGACACAAGUGACAUCUAGUCUCGAGUAGCAGUACUGAUAAUUCCGCUACUUGACGCUAGAUGUCGACUACGAAACUAAUAGCAUAGAGUAACUUAUACUAGAGCGUUACUGUCAUAGUAAAUUUUGUAACCCCAGUAAAUUCACUGCCAUCUGUCGACACACUUUAAAACUAAAAAUUAAGAUUUAUAAAAAUACGAUAAAAUGUAUUUAAAUAUAGAUAAAUGAUUUUUUUUAAAUGCAUUAAUUAUUUUUAUGAUUUUGACCCAUGUUCUUUCACUGAUAUGCGUUAAAAUUGUUAAAUAACAAACGAAACAGUCAACGCCAUCUAUACGACAGUGGGCCAAAACCAGUGGUGCCCUCUGAACGAGAAUCAAAUUUUCUUGAUUUUCGAGGCACGUUUUUUCCUUAGACUGUAAACAUCUAUUACGAAGUUAUAUCUAUCUUUGCUAAUAGUCUUUUUGAUAACAAAACUGAUGUGUGAGCACUCUUUCUACUUAAUUCUCUUUGGUAACGCUUAGAUUAUGUGAUUAUUGUUGUUUUCAUUUCAAGCAUGUGUUAGACUGGGUCUCAUAUGCUAUGAGAAGGCGGUAUGACGCUGGUCAUAUUUUUAUACUAAUUCGUAUAUUUCUAUCUCCUAAUUUAAAUAACAUACGCAUACACGUUUGUUGUUUAAGUUAAGGGGCCCACCUAUUACCAGUACACCGAACGAUAUCAGCCUGUCAGUCAGAACAAAAAUUUGACAGUUGACUGGUAAUGGGUGGGCCCCUUUAAACAACAAAUGUGCCAUCCUCAACCAAAAGGGUACUUAUUGUCGGUUGUCAAUAAGGCGCUAUUUCUAUACAUAUAGCUUCUACUUAGACAUAGAGUAACUUAUACUAGAGCGGUACUGUCAUAGUAAAUUUUGUAACCCCAGUAAAUUCACUGCCAUCUGUCGACACACUUAAAAACUAAAAAUAAAUAUUUUUAAAAAUACGAUAAAAUGUAUUUAGAUAUGGAUAAAUGUUUUUUUUUAUUUGCAUUAAUUAUUUUAAUGAUUUUGACCCAUGUUCUUUUACUGAUAUGCGUUAAAAUUAUAAAUAACAAACGAAACAGUCAACGCCCUCUAAACGAGAGUAGGCCAAAACCAGUGGCGCCAUCUGAUCGAGAAUCAAAUUUUCGUGAUUUUCGAGGCACGUUUUUUCCUUAGACUGUAUCCAUCUAUUACGGAGUUAUAUAUAUAUUUGUUAUCGACUAGCGACAAUGUGGUACCUUUUGGUUGAAAACGUCACAAAUUACCCCAGUGACAUAAAUACCACUGAUACCGUCUUAAACACCUGUUAUG